AUGGAUGACUACUACAACAACAAUAAUCACCAUGGAGGAGGAGACAACAACCGUUUCAUUGAUGAUCCAUUCUACUAUGGAGGCCCUAAUGGUAGCAUUGCUACCUUCCUUAUGAUUCAUAAUGUCAAACUUGCUUGGGUUGCUUUCUUUGCAUUAUGGGUUUACUGGGGCUUGAUUUGGUUCCUGCGUCAUGCAUUUGGUGAUGGUCAUCAAGGCUCAGACUACGCCGGUGGUGCUACACGUGAUGCUCAAGGAGAACAGCAAGAGACUACUACAACUCGACAAGAAGGUGAUGCUGAAGCUACAGCUGCUACUGCUGGAGCCGCAGGCGCUGGUGUUCGAAGUUGGUUGGGUCGACGUAGAGUUAAACGUGCUCAUAGUCGUCUUGGGCGUGCAAGUGAUGUACUUCGUGAUUUAGUGUUGAUGCUUCUCUCAGUGCUCGUGUUGAAUACAUUGGGUAGAGGAUCCACACGUUCAGUCAUGAUCCUUGCCUGGGUUUUCUUUGCCUUUGCUGUCUUUUGGUCUAUUUUCGAGGCUGCAUAUGAAUCUCGAAUUGCUCGGUUCAUUUAUGGAGCUAUCUUUUAUGGUAUUGCUUUAGCCAUUGCUGCAUUAGCUUUCAAGCAUGGCUUCCAUGAAUUUCACUAA
Molecule: messenger RNA, 645 nt
Organism: Lichtheimia ornata
Lineage: Eukaryota; Fungi; Mucoromycota; Mucoromycetes; Mucorales; Lichtheimiaceae
Exons: 3
Coding region: 1-645 (214 amino acids)
Source: RefSeq, a predicted model, not a curated record